UGUCAGUGUGAGCAGCCUUCCCCCCCCCCUCCGCAGAUGGUACAGUCUUGGUUCAUUCAUAAAAUUCUAGCAGAGCAUAAAAGGAGGGGCUUGCAUCCUAGUCGUCCAGUUACCAGGUAUAUACCUGGAGAAAAAGACCCGAGCCGCUCUGCCCAGCGGAAGGCCAGAGUCAUAUUUGUCAUUGAUUCGGUGUUUUUUUUUUUUUUUUCUCUUUCCAUCCUCGUGAUGUAUCAUAACAAGCUGACGCCUGACAUGGAUUCAGUCUCUCCCACCUGCCGGACAGAGGAGGCUCCUGUCGGGACACUCUCCUCCCAGAAGACGCCAGAAGAGGCGAGCUCUCCAUCCUCCUCCUCCUCAGAGAGCAGUGCAAAGGACCUCUGCGAGGACGUGAGCAUUGAAGAUGCUCCAUUUGUUCCAACAGUCACUGCAAUUUCCUCUACCCCAGAUUUCCAGUGGAUGGUCCAGCCUACGAUUAUUACAUCUGUCUCCCCGUCUCUGGGUAGCCAGCAAGCCAAUGAACCACAAAGCUCUCAGCAGGCAACACCCAAAGUGGGCGGGAGUAAGGGCAAAAAUGCUGUCAGAAAGGGGAAAACAGAGCAGCUGUCUCCAGAGGAGGAAGAGAAGAAGAGGGUAAGGAGGGAGAGGAAUAAAAUGGCUGCAGCAAAGUGUCGCAACAGACGGAGGGAGCUCACAGAUACACUGCAAACUGAGACAGACAAGCUGGAGGAGGAAAAAGCAGCCCUGGAGAUGGAAAUAGCCAACCUCCUCAAAGAGAAAGAACGGCUUGAAUUCAUCCUUGCCACACACAGACCAGUGUGCCAGAUGUCAGAAGAGUUGGAGUCUAUUUUCCAGGUGCCCACGGGGUCCCCAGAGCUGCCGCCCAGUCCGGACGAGGACAGACUUCCAGAGGAUGGCACCCAGGAAGCUCCUUCGCUCCAGGACAUGGACAUCCCCAGUGAUCCGUCCACAGCCAUCUCUGGGAACUCCAACAUCUUGCUGUGUGCCAGCGCUGAAAUCAACAUCUGCGAUCUUGAGCCCUCUCUGGACAUUAAAGAAGGGCUGCUAGAAAACAUGCUGCCCAGUUUGGAGGAGAGAACCCCCAUGGAGACGGCUCGAUCCGUGCCAGACAUCGAUCUGAGCAGUUCCCUCGGGGUCUCGGACUGGGAGACCCUGUACAAGUCUGUCUCCAGCGACCUGGAGCCUCUCAGCACUCCCGUGGUGACCUCCACCCCCACCUGCAGCAGCUACCUGUCUGUGUUCACAUUCGCGUGUCCCGAGCUGGACUCUUUCACAGACGGGCUGGACAGUCACAAAGGUGGAGGGGGCAAGUCUGAAUCUGUCGAUCUGCUCAACUCCCCAACUCUCCUCGCCUUAUAAUGUACAGAGGGAAGUGAUCUGUGCGAUCUCUCUGGUGUUUCUGUUUUGCAGGGUUCCUGACUUUGAAAUGAUAUGAACAACAUUAUGCCACAGUACGCUGUAACACUUCAAGGAAUACAUUCACGAAAUGUCUUGUGUGUUGACUAAGCAAACAUAUAAACUUUCUCCAGAUACAUAGCCAACAGAGUGAUGUAGCGAAAAGCAUGGCUUUUACUUUUACAGGAGGUGGACUUGAAGUUAGUUUUGAUUUU
This is a messenger RNA of Sebastes umbrosus (honeycomb rockfish), 1628 nucleotides long. RefSeq names its product v-fos FBJ murine osteosarcoma viral oncogene homolog Aa (gene fosaa). Gene Ontology annotation, molecular function: RNA polymerase II cis-regulatory region sequence-specific DNA binding; DNA-binding transcription factor activity, RNA polymerase II-specific. The transcript has 4 exons. NCBI's taxonomy places the organism in Eukaryota, Metazoa, Chordata, Actinopteri, Perciformes, Sebastidae. Gene Ontology annotation, biological process: regulation of transcription by RNA polymerase II. Gene Ontology annotation, cellular component: nucleus. The coding region runs from base 37 to 1377 and encodes 446 amino acids. The record is from RefSeq and is a predicted model, not a curated record.